AUGCCAAUUACUAUAAAUAAGAUCAAUUUAAGUAAUAAUGAUAAUGAUGAUGUUAUGGAUUAUUUUCUUUAUAGUACAAGGAAUAUAUUUAUUAACUACAAUCAUUUGGAAGGUAUAGAUGA
Messenger RNA from Funneliformis geosporum, 122 nucleotides. The record is from the annotation of a GenBank genome assembly. Lineage: Eukaryota; Fungi; Glomeromycota; Glomeromycetes; Glomerales; Glomeraceae.